UUAAGUACAAACUUCACUUCGCCUCCUCUGCUUUUCUGCUUUGUUCUCUGAAAGCAAAAAACAUCUGAUAAUCUGGUUUCCAAAUUUCCAAAGCAUCUGAAGGAGGAGGAGGGAUGAAAAACUUCAGCAGCAGCAGCAGCAGCACUUCCAUGAUCACCACAACCACCGCCCAAUCGGUGCCGGACAUGGUGGCUGCGAUCAGAUUCCAUCCCACUGAAGAUGAAAAGGCCGACUUCUUGAGGAAGAAGAUGAAAAAUCACAAUUCUCAAGCCUGCCUCUUCCUCCCUGUCAUCGAUGUCCGCAAGUUCGAGCCUUGGGAAUUGCCUGGGCGCAUGUUCGCUGAAUCUCCGUAUCAAGCUAAGGCGUGGUACUCCUUCAGCUGGUGUGAUUACAAAUCCAACAACAGUCCUCGCUUCAAAAGGAAAACAAAGAAAGGCUUCUGGAAGAUGAACGGCGGCCAACGGGAUGUCGGCCCGAAAUAUUUCACUUGCAAAAAGAGGACAUUAACCUUCAAAAAAAAGACCUUCCAGGAAGGUCGUAGGUCUAAAUCCGUUACGACGAGCUGGAAAAUGCACGAGUACAUUCGCAUUAAACCUGAACGGGGUUCUAGUCCCCAUCAGGCGAGGGAUCAGCAAAGGGGCUUUGUUCUCUGCGUCCUCAAGUAUAAGCCAGUUGAUGAAGCUGCUACUGCUGCUGCAACGAAUCAUAUGUCUCCAGACACUGAAGAAGUUCUGGCGUACAAACAGCUAGAACAUGAUCUGCUUGGUAGUGGAAAUCAAGAUGAUGGUGAACCUGCUGGUGGCAGCUCAUCUGAUAUUAAUCAAUCUCUACGCGACAUGAUUCAAGAGGUUUGGUGGCAGUUAUGUUCCCCAGCAGGUGAAGAUCUGAAUUCACUCUUUCCUCUUCCUGAGCCACCUCAGCCUCAUCAGCCACCACAGCUUGGAAAUGCUCCUGAUGUCUGUAGUGGCGAAUUAGUUGAUCCUGGUACUAGUGGCUGCAUUACCUAUAAUACUGAUAACCAAGCUGCAACAAUGAAUCAUAUGAUUUCCGACACAGAAGAAAUACUGGCAUACAAACAGCUAGAACGUGAUGUGUUUGCCGGUGGUAAUCACGAUGUUGGUGAACGUGGUAGUGGCAUUUUGACCUUUGGUGAUGGUAAUGAUGAAACUGGUGGCUGGAAAUUCUCUGAUUUCGAUGAUCAAGCUGCAUCUGAUAGGUUUCAAGAGUUGUUUCUUGAGAUGGGAGAAAUUCUGAAUUCAUCUUCUCAACCGCUGCAGCCACAUCAGCCACUGCAACCACAUCAACCGCAGGAAUACAGCCCCUCCACACUGCAGCAAUCUUUAUUCCCGGAUAAUAUUUCUUAUCCUGAAUAUAAGAAUAAUAUUUCAACCAAUGAUCCCAAUGAGCAAGUUAACAAACUGGCUAAUGGUGUUCCAAUUCAAGCUACAGAUGAAAGAAUUUCAGUGGCUUCUUUUAGCCCAGAAGAAUAUAUGGGUCCUCUGUUUGAUCCAUCUUCGUUACAAGAUUACUUGUUGCUGUCACCAAUGAACACGGAACUGGGAGAUGUUGUGCAUACCAAUAACUAUAACUAUAUUGGAUGCAAUGAUGAGUUGCGGAUCUCUAGAUUAUAUGGAGAUUUCAACUCUUCUCCCAUAUAGUUCUUGAUUUAUCAUUGUUGACCAGGAUUGGUAACUUAGUAUCCUGGGAAGAAACAAUAGACCCUACUUUUAGUGACUCCAAUCCAACAGAGUCACAAGCAUGAGUCUAAGACAGGAACAGUGGAGUAAGAAACACAGAAAAAUAGGUUUAGUCGGCAUUAGCUAUUCAAGAAACACAUCAACAUAGCUAAUGAACAGCAGGAUCUUAGCUAUCGAAGAACAGCAAGAUCUUAGUUAUCAGAAAAGAGCAAUUGGGGGACUUGUAAACCCCAAGAGCUCUAGCAAGAGUAAAGCAUCACCCUUAUCUACAAUUCAGGAACUGUAGGAUUAUGUCCAUGAUAACCGAUGUAGGUUACCUAAGCCCAUUCUUGUUCCUUUUGGCCGUUUUAAGAAUUCCCUAGUUUUAGAAACUUGAAAGCUUGUUAGGUGAACAUGUUAGUUCAAAGAACACCAGUAGAAGCCAGUGUUUGAGAUGUCAUGAGGAAAUCUACUCUCCUCUGAUGAGUCCAGAUGAAGUAAAGAUGUCUUUUCUCAGAAUCAGCAGUUGUUUGGAGACCGCAUAUCUCAUGCCAACCAGACUACGAGUAUUCCUUAGCAAAGUUGUUCAGAUUGUGUACUUUCUUCAUCAAAAAGUCAUACGAACCUCAGCAAAAAUGUGUCAUUUAAUGUACCCUCUUCUUCAAAGUAAUACGUACCUCAGCAAAACUAUCUUCAACCAUCAUCCAUUCGCGUCUAUCCACUGGGAGUUGCUCCGAGAAGAAUCCGACUGCAAGGCUGUAUCACAAGACAAGGUCAGGGAAGCUGCAGAGUAUUGCAUUGCUCUUCAUCUGCCCGGGAAGUAAACAAAAACCAAGUCUUUGAAGCAUACGGUUUUGAAGCAGGCAACUGUAGGGUUCUUUCACUGGAGCAUCUCCUCAAAACCAUCAAUCAGGUCCCCGAUGGGGAAUGGUAUAAUACUUUGAUACCAAGUUCUAGUUCUGGCCUCCUACUCAGGCUUCGUUCGACUAUUCUGGAAAUGGCGUUAUGCAGGAUCUGCUGCGACAUGGCUGCUGGAGUCUCAAAUAUAUUACAAUAACCAGACACCAAUGGUGAUGUACCGGUUGUUGGUAUUGAAAUUUGAGGUUCCGUCCCUAAUGGAGUAGCAAUUACAAUCAUUAUCAAAAUCGGAUGAUUAUGAUUGGUUUAAUCCUUUGAUAACCUUCAGAAUUAAACACCCUUUCUUAUGUAAAUAGUGCUUUAAUUAAUUUCUCUGUAUCAGCUGCUGCGUUUUAGCCGACCCCACUUAGUGGGAAAAGACUUUGUUGUUGUUGUUAUUGUUGUAUCAGCUGCUGCGUUUCUGUGCAGCAUUUCUGCCUUUCCUGUACUCCUUUCAUGUUGUAUUGUUGUUAAUACUGUUUAUCUAGAACCUUUCAUUUUCUUGGAAUUUCGUGUAUUAUAUUCU
Messenger RNA from Malus domestica (apple), 3099 nucleotides. RefSeq names its product NAC domain-containing protein 74-like. The record is from RefSeq and is a predicted model, not a curated record. Gene Ontology annotation, molecular function: DNA binding. NCBI's taxonomy places the organism in Eukaryota, Viridiplantae, Streptophyta, Magnoliopsida, Rosales, Rosaceae. Gene Ontology annotation, biological process: regulation of DNA-templated transcription.